Gadus chalcogrammus (walleye pollock) is the source of this 646-nucleotide messenger RNA. RefSeq lists its product as uncharacterized. The coding region runs from base 26 to 646 and encodes 206 amino acids. The transcript is spliced from 4 exons. NCBI's taxonomy places the organism in Eukaryota, Metazoa, Chordata, Actinopteri, Gadiformes, Gadidae. Gene Ontology annotation, molecular function: transmembrane signaling receptor activity. The record is from RefSeq and is a predicted model, not a curated record. Gene Ontology annotation, biological process: cell surface receptor signaling pathway.
GUCUGUCUGAGAAUCAGUCAGUGUUAUGAAUCUAGUACUCAGUAGACUGUUAAGAAGUCCAAUGUUCUGGCUGACUUUAAUCCCGGUCCUGCUGCACCUCACCCGGGGAAACAGUCCAUGUUUUGGCCGUUCUCUGGGGAUCAGCCCAUGCAGGACUCAGUUCUUCACAGAGGAGAGUUUCACGUUAUACUGCAGAGCUGAUGAGCGUAUAAUGCCUAAUUCAGAUACUUGCUCUCAGAGGAGACAUGAAUGUGUUCUUCAACUGGUUCGAGAAUAUCAAAGCGGCACUUACUGGUGUCAGUCUAACUCUGGAGAACGAGGGGAAGUGGUCAACAUAACAGUGACUGCAGGGUCUGUGAUCCUAGAGAGUCCUGUCCACCCUGUACCAGAAGGAAGUCCUGUUACACUUCGCUGCCUGACGUCCCACAAGUCCAGUCACCAGCUGGGUGUUGUGACCCCAAUAAACCAGUCCUGUACCUUCUCCAGAGAUGGGCUGCUCAUUGGGGUCGGUUUGACGGGAGAGAUGAGUUUUGCUGCUGUCAACAGAUCUCAUGAAGGCCUCUACACGUGUACCUUCUCUGGUGUUGAGUCUCCAGGGAGCUGGCUGGCUGUCAGAGGUGAGCUCUGUUUGGUCUCCACAUGGUGA